CCAAUUGCACAUUAUACAUACAUAUAUAUAUAUAAAUUCUCCAAAUUCUCUUUGGUAUCAAAAUUAAAUUUAAAAUAAAAAAAUCCCAUAUAUCACAAUGGCAUUAUUAUCAUUAUCAAUUCCAAGAAUUGCUUUAUGUGUUGUGUCCAUUUUCUUUCUUGUUCUUGUCGGUGUGUCGAGUGAAACCCUCGAAGAUCAUGUAAUAAAACAAUGUGGGUUCACAAGAUACCCCUCUUUGUGUGCCCAAACCCUGCAAAAUGAUCGAUCUUUAUUACAUCCUAAUGAUUUCUUGGAUGCCCUCGUCAAUCGAACGAUUUCUGAGAUGGGUCUGCCAGAUUCCAAUUUCGAGAUUCUCAGUUACCAUUUCAUCUCCCCCGAAGCUCAACACGCCCGCGCCGCCAUGGAUUACUGCCACGAGCUUAUGGGAAUGGCGGUUAAGAGACUGAACCAGGUCCGGGAAGCCCUCCGCCGGUCGCCGGAAAAUCACAAAGCCGACGUCCAGACGUGGCUGAGCGCCGCCCUGACCUUCCAGGACACGUGCAAGGACUCCGUCGAGGGUCACGUGCCUUCGAAUGUUUAUAUGGCAGAAAUUUACAGGCGUAUGGGUUAUCUUUCCGAGCUGGGUAGUAAUCCGCUGGCGCUGGCCAAUCGGAUUGCGUCCGUACAGGAAUCUCCGGCGGCGGCGACGGCGGGGACAGGGCGGCGGGUUUUGGGAUUGGGUGGGGAGGAUGAAUUUCCGGCGUGGGUUUCCGGGAAGGACAGGAAAUUGCUCCAGAGUGGGGCGGCGCCGCUCAUUAGGGCGAAUGCUGUGGUGGCGAAGGACGGCAGCGGGAAUUUUAAAACGGUGGCGGAAGCCAUCGCCGCCGCGAGAGGAAGCCGAUUCGUUAUUUACGUUAAGGCUGGAACUUAUAACGAGAAAAUUAAUACUAAUAAAGACGGAAUUACGUUAAUCGGCGACGGAAAAUACGCCACAGUUAUUACCGCCAGCGGUAGCGUCGCAAAAGGGUCUAACCUUAGAGGCACUGCAACUUUCACAAUUACCGGCGACGGGUUCAUAGCGCGGGACAUCGGAUUCCACAACACGGCGGGUUCGGCGGCGGAGCAGGCGGUGGCGCUGACGGUGGCGUCGGACCACGCCGUCUUCUACCGUUGCAGCAUCGCCGGCUACCAGGACACUCUCUACGCCCUCUCCCUCCGCCAAUUCUACCGCGAGUGCGACAUCCACGGCACCGUCGACUUCAUCUUCGGCAACGCCGCCGCCGUCUUCCAGAGCUGCAACCUCGUCCUCCGCCGCCCGCCCGGCGGCGGCUCCUACAACGUCAUCCUGGCUAACGGCCGGACGGACCCCGGGCAGAACACAGGGUUUUCUAUCCACAACUGCCGCAUCGCCGUCGCGUCGGAUUAUUCUCCGGUGAAGAAUUCGGUGAAGUCGUUCCUGGGGCGGCCAUGGAAGGAGUACUCGAGGGCGGUGGUGAUGCAGUCGAACAUCGACGGCGCGGUGGCGGCGCGUGGGUGGGUGGAGUGGCCCGGCGCCGGAGGUUCGAUCUACAAGUCGCUGUAUUUUGCGGAGUACGGCAAUAUGGGCGCCGGCGGCGGGACCUCCGGCAGAGUCCGGUGGCCGGGAUUCCACGUGAUGGCGGCGGAGGAGGCGGCGAGAUUUAGCGUCGGUGAUUUUAUUGGCGGGAACAUGUGGCUGCCUUCGACGGGUGUGACAUUCGUGUCUGGGCUCCAAUGAGUUAUUUAUUUAUUAUUAUUUAAUAAUAUAAGAAAAUAUAGUAGUAUAUAUAUGAUUAAAAUUAAUAUAUAUAUCUAUACCUAUAUAUGCGUAUGUAUGUAUUAAAUAUAUUGCGAGCCCAGAGAAGACUGUGACGUGGAACCAAAAGGCUGUCUGUGAACUUUUCAUGUUUUGUAAUAAGUUGGGUGAAAGAAAGAAGGGUAAUUUAGACGAAAUGUAAUUAAUGUAUAUGGGUUAAGAUAAAUAUGAUUGAAAUUGUUUUAACUUUUCCGUCACUGGUUAA
Andrographis paniculata is the source of this 2018-nucleotide messenger RNA. Its product is annotated as pectinesterase-like. The coding region runs from base 98 to 1735 and encodes 545 amino acids. The record is from RefSeq and is a predicted model, not a curated record. Gene Ontology annotation, molecular function: pectinesterase activity; pectinesterase inhibitor activity. The transcript is spliced from 3 exons. Gene Ontology annotation, biological process: cell wall modification. NCBI's taxonomy places the organism in Eukaryota, Viridiplantae, Streptophyta, Magnoliopsida, Lamiales, Acanthaceae.